Messenger RNA from Populus euphratica (Euphrates poplar), 2781 nucleotides. RefSeq names its product serine/threonine-protein kinase ATG1. Gene Ontology annotation, cellular component: cytoplasm. The transcript is spliced from 13 exons. Gene Ontology annotation, molecular function: protein serine/threonine kinase activity; ATP binding. NCBI's taxonomy places the organism in Eukaryota, Viridiplantae, Streptophyta, Magnoliopsida, Malpighiales, Salicaceae. Gene Ontology annotation, biological process: peptidyl-serine phosphorylation; regulation of autophagy. Bases 380 to 2548 code for a protein of 722 amino acids. The record is from RefSeq and is a predicted model, not a curated record.
UCUCCGCCUGCCUCCUCCAAAAUUUAUCUUUUAAAAACCUCAGGCAGAAAAAAGAAAAAGGAAAGUUUAUAAUAUUGAUGUUAAAUACAGUUUGUGAGGGAUAUUUGGUAAAUCUUUUUCAAGAAUGAAAUGCUAAUAUUUUAAUAGCAUAUAAUAAGUAGUCUUGAAAAGCUCAUAGCCUUUGUUUCCUUAAAAUCCACCCCCCCUCUCUCCAUCGUUUCUUAACCCAUUCCAAUUCGUCGGAUCCUUCAAACUUGGGUCAAAUCAUAUCAAUACACUCUCUCCAGCAAGCCAAGGUCAAACUUCAUUUCCUGGAGCCGAAACCGGGUUUGUAUCCUAGCCAGGGUUCUUAAGAAGGAGGAGGAGGAGGAGUUGAAUUAUGGCUCAGGCUACGGGGAGGAACGGCAGGGUAGUUGGAGACUACUUGGUGGGCAGGCAAAUCGGGUCGGGUUCUUUCUCGGUAGUUUGGCACGCGAGACACCGAGUCCAUGGAACCGAAGUCGCGAUAAAAGAGAUCGUUACGAAUCGACUUAGUAAGAAAUUACAAGAGAGUCUCAUGUCUGAAAUUUUUAUUUUGAAGAGGAUUAACCAUCCUAAUAUUAUUCGCUUGCACGAUAUUAUCGAGGCUCCGGGGAGAAUACACAUAGUAUUGGAGUACUGCAAGGGUGGUGAUCUUUCUAUGUAUAUCCAACGCCAUGGGAGAGUCCCAGAAGCAAUUGCAAACCAUUUCAUGCAACAAUUAGCUGCUGGUUUGCAAAUUCUCCGGGACAAUAAUUUGAUACACCGGGAUCUUAAGCCACAGAAUCUCCUCCUCUCCACUAGUGACGAUAAUGCAGUUCUGAAAAUUGCAGACUUUGGAUUUGCCAGAUCUCUACAACCUCAAGGCCUUGCGGAAACCUUGUGUGGCUCACCCCUCUACAUGGCUCCAGAGAUAAUGCAACUUCAGAAGUAUGAUGCUAAGGCAGAUCUCUGGAGUGUUGGUGCCAUUUUAUUUCAGCUUGUGACAGGAAAAACCCCAUUCACUGGAAACAAUCAAAUACAGUUGCUCCAGAACAUUGUCAAAUCAACUCAGUUGCAAUUUCCUUUGGAUAAUAAGGAUUUGAGUGCCGAUUGUAAAGAUUUAUGCCAGAAAUUGUUGCGUCGCAGUCCAGUGGAACGACUUACAUUUGAGGAGUUCUUUAAUCACCCUUUUCUGUCUCAAAGGAAAAAAGACUUAUCAUUAAGUCGCAGGAGAUCUUCAAGGUCAGUAGAUGGAUUUUCUUUCUCUGAAAGCAAUCUUGGGAGGAAUGCUGAUGACAAUUCUCAGGAGGAUUGUCUCCCUUUCCUUCUGGAUGACGAUUCUAGUGGUCUAGAGUGUAGCCCUUUUGUUUCUAAGAGUAUGUUGCCGAUGAAGUCCACCUACGGAUUUUCUCUUGAUUCAGGAGUUGGGGGAAGGGAUGCAACAUCUAAUGUUCUCAAUGAUGUGGAUUUUACUUCGAGAUAUGAUAGUGCCAGACAGAACUUGGAAAAUGCUAGUUUUAGGCCUGGUAUCAAAAAAGCAUUGGAUGAAAAUCUAAAUGAACCUCCAAAAUCCAUCGAACAAAGAUCAGCGAACCUGAGAUCAAGAGUUGUGGAUUCACUGGAGUUGAUAGAUCAAGAUUAUGUUCUUGUUUCUGGGCCCCCUUUGGACGUGUCAUCUUCCACAGCAAGUACUUCCAAACCAAGCAAUGCACAAUCCAAGUCAGAGAGUCCUCCUCGAGCACCUGCCUACAUAAACACUACUCCAAGUGUCCCAAUGCCCAUAAUUGGCACUGCCAAUAAAAAUCUUUGCCUCUUUGGAAGCUUGGAAAUCCCGAGCUCUGCUCCUGGGACUUCUGAAGGAUCUGUUGAUCUGGGAGAUGCUUUGGAGCAGCCAUCAACUCACUGCAUGACUAGGAUUAAGUCAUUGCAGCAGUGUGCAACUGCCAUAACUGAAUUAGUGCUCGAAAAGAUAAAGGCAAGUAAGCUACUAGAAGCAUUCUCGAUCCAACUUGUCAUUCUUGCAAUAUGGAAGCAAGCGCUGCAUAUCUGCCAUACUCAGGCGGCGUCAGCUAUUGAAGGAAGUCCAAGCCAAGAGAGCUCAAGACUGAGCAGAAGCAGCAGCAAGAAGCAUGGGAACCCUGAUACAGAAGAUUGCCCUGAUGUUGGGCCAGAGAAUAUGUCCGCUGAGAUUGAGGGGGAAUUUUUACGGGAAGUUGAGCGAGCAGAGGUGCUUUCCAAGGCUAUUGAACCUGGAAGUAUAGUGAUGCCUGAUGCAAUGGAGACAAUAUUUCAAUCUGCCCUUUACCUGGGAAGAAUUGGAGGGGUUGAUGAACUCAUGGGUGAUUUGGAAAAGGCAGCAUUGCUAUAUUCAAAAGCAGUUCGUUUGUUAGUGUUCCUUCUAGUGGAAGCACCAUCCCUUAUCCUCAACCCUCCAUUUUCUCUCACAAACUCAGAUCGUUAUAGGCUCCGCCGUUACAUAGACAUCCUUAAUAAUAGGCAAAACCAUUCACGGCCUCCAAGGAUGGCACCUUCCAAACGCGAACCAUAGCGCAAGUUUUUUCCAUUGUUUCUGGUGUCCUGCCCUGUUUUAUCAUCUAAAAUAAUUUGUUUGUACAGUUAUUCUUUGAGUGAAUGGGACUUGUUAGAGGUUAACCUGUGUAUAAUGGUGGGUGUGGAAAGGAGGUUGUGGAUGUUGCAUCUUUCCUGUGCCUGUUAUUUAAAGAAUAAUUAGGCAACCCAGGAAAAGAAAAUGAAAGGAAGAAAGCAAUGUGCAUUCAUUUC